AUGAAUUCUGAUUCCUCAGAUUCAGCCUACUCCCAGGGCUGUGUCCUACUAGAGGGUUCCUACUAUGACCCAAUUGGAAAAUUCAAUUUGACUGCGGAAGGCUGCUUAAUUGAAUUUUUAAAGAGUCAAGAACCUUCAACCUUAUUUAAUAUGGAACAACACGUGUCCUCUCGUAUAGAAUUAUUACGAGACCCAAAAGGGAAAAAAUACGUGCAAAGCCCAGAGCAGCUCACUAGAUCAACCUUAAUCAGAAAUAAGCAAAUUUUCCAAAUGAAUCAAUAUGAGAAUUGGACCUUGAUUGUAAAUCAUAAUUAGGAACAAAAUUUGGAAAGCUUUGUAAAUAAACAAAUUCGUAUUAUCUUAAAAUACGCUAUCCCUGCAAGCAACUUAAAAUAUAUAAUAUUUAAUUUGCAUAUAAAACUAAAAAUAAUAUAAUUUUAUGUUAAAAAAUGUAUUUUUAUAUCCAAGAAAAUAAGAAAAAUUUGGAGAAAAAUAAGGAUUUAAGUGAGAUUGAGAAAGAUGGUGAAAAUUUAGACAUAUCCAAGAAUUGCUUCUGCCCUAUAUUUUAUGGUGAGCCAAAAUUAAAAUUUAUUGAAAAUUAAAUUUUAUCCAAUCAGUGAGCAAUAGUAUUUAAAAAACAAAACUUUAUAUUCAGAUGCCUACUUGAGAUCGAUGAAAUCUCAGCUUCUGGAAAUGAUGAAAGCCAAAAUCUCAAAAGACUAAUUGAUGAAGCAUAUCAGACUCUAUUUAUAGAGCGUAAAUAA
Messenger RNA from Blepharisma stoltei, 764 nucleotides. Lineage: Eukaryota; Ciliophora; Heterotrichea; Heterotrichida; Blepharismidae. The record is from the annotation of a GenBank genome assembly.